Messenger RNA from Electrophorus electricus (electric eel), 2268 nucleotides. RefSeq names its product NADPH:adrenodoxin oxidoreductase, mitochondrial. NCBI's taxonomy places the organism in Eukaryota, Metazoa, Chordata, Actinopteri, Gymnotiformes, Gymnotidae. The record is from RefSeq and is a predicted model, not a curated record. Gene Ontology annotation, molecular function: oxidoreductase activity.
CGACAUUUCUUGCAAAAGUUGUUGCAAGUUGCUACAUUUUAACUCAGUUUACCCGAGUGUCUGUAACGUUGUUUAGAAGGACUGCAUAUAAAGUUCACGGAUUUAUACUUUUGAUUUCGCUAGCUAAAUUAAUUGUUGCUAUUUUACAAAAAAAUCAUGUUAGUGUACCUAUCUAGCUAGCUAGCUAUAGCUUGUGUAAAACUAUUGUGAUGUGUGACCGAAAGCGUUUUAGGUAGCCUCCUGUCUAAUUACGUAUUUGAGCUUUUUUGUGAUCUAGAAAUGACUAAAACACAUCCUAUACAGUUUUUCCGCAUAUAUACUGCAUACCUACAACAAAAGCAACCUUAGAUGGAUUUGCAAGAUUAAAGCAAUAGGCCCGACCAUAAUUAAAUGUAAUUCAAAUUGUGAUUUAACGGACAGCGUUAACGGUUCAAAUCUUUUGCUAUGUAAACUGACUAGUUAACCUAACUGAGUAAAUACGGGACCAUCUUUAUAUAGCUCUGGGUAAAUAGAGGACCACCAGUCGUAGGAAGGUAACACAAAUCGAGGAUCAAAGCUCAUUUGGUAGCUAAGGGGCAUACAGUUCAAAAGUGGAAAUAUUCAGUUCAAGUCAAAUCCCUGGAUGUGUGAAUAUGAGAAAUCUGAAGGGAUGCACUGUGAUCAUGCAGCAUAUGUUGUAUGCAUCCAAAUGGCUUGGGAUUCUUCCGUCAUCCGGUAGUUGCUCUUGCUCUGUUUCCUUGCUCGUACGGAAGCUGUCCUCGGUGUCUGGAGCCGCUCCAAAAGUUUGCAUAGUGGGAGGUGGCCCGGCCGGCUUUUACACAGCACAACAACUCCUGAAGGCCCGGCAUGACAUAGUUGUGGACAUCUACGAGCGGCUGCCUGUGCCGUUUGGGCUGGUGCGUUUUGGAGUGGCUCCAGAUCACCCGGAGGUUAAGAACGUCAUUAACACCUUUACACAGACAGCCCACAGUGAGCGCUUCUAUUUCCAUGGCAACGUGAAUGUGGGGAUGGAUAUCAGUGUUGAGGAGCUGAAGGAAGCCUAUCAUGCUGUGGUGCUUAGUUACGGUGCAGAAGGGAAUCGCUCUUUGGCAGUUUCAGGGGAAGAUUUGAUUGGUGUGUUCUCAGCCAGAGACUUUGUGGGAUGGUACAAUGGACACCCCAGUAACAAGGAGCUCCACCCAGAUCUAAACUGUGAGACAGUGGUGAUUUUGGGACAGGGCAAUGUGGCACUGGACAUAGCCAGAGUCCUGCUGUCUCCACUGGACAUGCUGAAGAAGACAGAUAUUACCCAACGUGCACUGCAGACUCUUGCAGCCAGUCGCGUCCGCAGGGUUUUAAUGGUGGGACGAAGGGGGCCUCUGCAAAUUGCAGGCACCAUUAAGGAGGUGCGAGAGAUGAUUAACCUGCCUGGUACCAAAGCUGAUCUGCUUCCUGUUGACUAUGACGGCAUAGCUGAGGCUCUGAACGACCUCCCAAGGCCAAGGAAAAGGUUGACAGAGCUCAUGAUAAAAACAUUGAAAAUGGAGGAUGGUGGACAGGAAGUAAGCAAGCUGGGGAUCCGUUUCCUACGAAGUCCUGUGAAGGUGCUCCCAGGGGCUGAUGGGAAAAGAGUUGCAGGAAUUCGUUUGGCUGUUAAGAAGCUUGAGGGCUCAGGGGAGGGGGCUCAGGCAAUACCCACAGGCCAUACAGAGGACCUGGAGUGUGGGAUGGUUAUCUGCAGUAUUGGCUACAAGAGUCUACCUAUCGACCCAGCCGUGCCCUUUGACCCACGCAGAGCCAUAGUGCAGAACAACUUGGGCAGAGUGCAGGGUACAGCGGGGCUGUACUGCAGUGGCUGGUUAAAGCGUGGUCCAACUGGUGUGAUUGCCACCACUAUGAAUGACAGUUUUGAUACAGCAAGAAUUAUACUGAAUGACCUGGAGGCAGGAACACUGGACAUGUCCAUCCACAAACCUGGUGCUCAAGAUAUAACAGCCUUACUGAAGGCACGAGGAGUGAGAGAAGUAUCCUUCUCUGAGUGGGAGAAAAUAAACUCUGAGGAGGUGCGGAGGGGAGAAGCUUUGGGAAAGCCCAGGGAGAAGCUUCUCGAUGUGGAAGAGAUGCUAGCAGUAGCCUGGUCCUGAUCAUGCCUUCAAGAAUCCUGCAAGAAUCCUUGAAGGCUGAACUACAGGGCAUUUGAGGCACAUAACCACAAGUCAGAUUAGGAGCAUGUCCAUGUCUUACACCGACUCCCAGUAUUAGUCCUGGGGAUUGACUACCAUGCCCUUU